CCAUGCAUAGUUUUGACUGUUCUUCAUAGUGAAUUUAUUGUUUAUUUUGACGGACUGGUAGAAUUAAAUAUUUUUUGGAAAACAGGAUAUUUCUUCCUUUGUAAUGUCUCAUGAUCGAGAAAUUCUGCGACUAAUAUGGGAGGGGCAAAUACCGAUAUGUUUUCAGGCUGAUUCUGAAGAAAUUGUUGGCUUACAACAACCGGAGAAUUUCUAUUUAAUGGUUUCGCGGUUAAGCUAUUUACCAUUAGUAACAGAUAAGGUGAAAAAAUAUUUUAGCCGGUAUAUUUCUCAUGAACAAGACAGAAAUGUGUGGUUUGAUUACAAUGGAAUCCCCUUAAAAUUGCAUUAUCCAAUUGGAGUUCUUUACGAUCAGUUGCAUCCUGAUGAGGAUGGCGUUCCUUGGAACCUUACUAUACAUUUUUCGAAAUUCCCCGAAGACUUAUUGGUAAAAAUGUCAACUAGGGAAUUGUUGGAAUCACAUUUUAUGUCAUGCCUAAAGGAAGCCGAUGUUCUUAAGCAUCGAGGUCAAAUAAUAUCUUCAAUGCAAAAAAAGGAUCACAAUCAACUCUGGCAAGGUCUGGGUAAUGACAAGUUUGAUCAGUUUUGGGCAAUUAAUCGGCGUCUAAUGGAGCCAAAUGGGGAGCAAGAAACCUUUAAAUACAUUCCUGUACGAUUUUAUUCGGAAGAAGAUGCCUACGUACAAAAGUUAAUAACACCUUUAAAUAAAAACGGACAAAAGAAAACACUUGGUGAAAUGAUUACUGAGUUAUCGUCGCCGCUUAAGAAAGUUGUUGAAGUCCGAACACAUGGUAUCAGCAUUCACGAUGAAGCACAUUUACAGUGGUUAUCCGAGCAUCUUAGUUAUCCAGAUAAUUUUUUACACUUAUUUUUAGUCUAUGAUAGUAACCCUUAAUAUUUUAAACAUGUAAGUAAAGUUACAAAGUCAUAAAGUUUCUUUUGUUCGAUUUGGUUAGCAGUAAAGAGUGAUUCGUAAAAGC
Rhagoletis pomonella (apple maggot) is the source of this 998-nucleotide messenger RNA. RefSeq names its product autophagy protein 5 (gene Atg5). Gene Ontology annotation, cellular component: Atg12-Atg5-Atg16 complex; phagophore assembly site membrane; cytoplasm. The coding region runs from base 104 to 913 and encodes 269 amino acids. Gene Ontology annotation, biological process: autophagy of mitochondrion; C-terminal protein lipidation; cellular response to nitrogen starvation. The record is from RefSeq and is a predicted model, not a curated record. NCBI's taxonomy places the organism in Eukaryota, Metazoa, Arthropoda, Insecta, Diptera, Tephritidae. The transcript is spliced from 6 exons.